This is a messenger RNA of Enterobius vermicularis (human pinworm), 423 nucleotides long. The record is from the annotation of a GenBank genome assembly. Lineage: Eukaryota; Metazoa; Nematoda; Chromadorea; Rhabditida; Oxyuridae.
AUGAAUAGAGCACGUACAGAGAGGACAUGCAAGGAGAACGUUCUUCUAACUCUUCUUCCUGAUGUGACGAUGAUGAUACAGAAGAACAGCGAAGCUUUGAAAGGAAAAACUGAAUGGCAAUACACCGUUGAUGGCAUUGACAGCGGAAAAAGGAUUGGUAGUGGAAGAAGAUUAAUUAACGAAAACAAGAGUGCGCGUUAUUAUGUAACCGGAAGGAUUGGUGGUGGUGCUAGUAGUGAUGGAGCUGGUAGUGGUGGUGGUGGUGGUGGUGGUGCCCGUGGUGGUGCCCGUGGUGUGGUAGGGGUGAAGAUGAUGGCAGUGAUGGUCUUGAUGGUGAAAAAUUAGGAAGAAAAAGAUGAAGUAAAAGGGAAAGGGAAAGAUGAUGAUGAUGAUGAUGAUGAUGAUGAUGAUGAUGAUGAAUGA